AUGAAGACCGUUGCACCUUUUGCCAUUGCCGCCUUGUGCGGUGGUAUGGCCGUUGCCUCUCCUCUCGACAAGCGCGAUUAUGUGACCGAGAUCGAUUUGUACACGGUGACCGUCACAGUCACUGGAUACCCACCCAUUGAUACCCCUGCUGUCUCCUCGGGUAGCAACUGGGGCAGCUGGGGCGCAUGGCAUGGCGCGAGCAGCGAGGACUGGAGUAGCGAGUCGCCUGCUCCUACCUCUGCGGCUCCUGCUGAUACACCUGCCCCUUCUCCACCUCCAUCUGAAGCUCCAGCUACAACAUCCGAUUCUUGGGCAGCCCCAGAAGCCUCAUCGACUCCUACUCAAGCAGCGCCCUCACCCGUCUCGACCUCGGUGUCUUCCGACUAUCAGCAAGGAAUUCUCGAUUCGCACAACAUGCAUCGGGACAACGCAUCUGUACCACAUCUGAGCUGGAGUGAUGAGAUGGCUUCUAUCGCUGCUCAAAUCGCCGCCAGCUGUGUGUAUGCUCAUGACACUUCCACUGGUGGCGGUGGGUAUGGCCAGAACAUUGGUGCUGGUGCCCCUCCAUCCGACAUCCCCGCCAUGAUCACCAAUGAGAUGUAUAAUGGAGAGAUCAACUUCUACCCAUCAUACGGCGGGGAGCCGGAUAUGAGCAACUUCGAAAAAUGGGGCCAUUACUCACAGAUCGUGUGGAAAUCAACCACCUCUGUUGGCUGCGCAACUCAAUAUUGCCCCAAUGGCCUGGCCAACACCGGUGGCAAUGUUAGCCCUUAUUUCACCGUCUGCAAUUACAGCCCACCAGGAAAUUUCGGUGGCGAGUAUGGUGCGAACGUUUUGCAACCCGGCGGCCUGCCAACCGUCACCUUAUAA
Molecule: messenger RNA, 870 nt
Organism: Fonsecaea nubica
Lineage: Eukaryota; Fungi; Ascomycota; Eurotiomycetes; Chaetothyriales; Herpotrichiellaceae
Exons: 2
Coding region: 1-870 (289 amino acids)
Cellular component (GO): extracellular region
Source: RefSeq, a predicted model, not a curated record